Molecule: messenger RNA, 608 nt
Organism: Drosophila yakuba
Lineage: Eukaryota; Metazoa; Arthropoda; Insecta; Diptera; Drosophilidae
Exons: 4
Coding region: 100-480 (126 amino acids)
Source: RefSeq, a predicted model, not a curated record
UCAACAUUUUUACGAAUCAUAAGUUUCUUGAGUUUUCUGUUGAGUUUAACGAAAAAUUUCGUUCAAAAUUUAUCUAAUUCUAAACUGAUAAAAAACAAAAUGUGUCUUAAACCUCGUACAGAACUCGUUCUUGAUGCCAUCAUCCUAAUAAUUGCAGCCCCAAUUGCAAUUGGAUUAGAGUCUACCGAGGAAACCCUGGAAACAUACCACAAAAUCCUUAUUGGAGGAUUAAGUUUUGCAGUUUUAGCUGCAAUCUUAUUGCUGAUUGGAGUAUUCUCGAAAAAACUCUUUCCUCUGUAUGCUGGGAUGGCUAUAAUGCUUUUGGUAGCUGUUCUACUUUUUACCAUAAAUGUGAUCGAGUGGACCACGGGAUGGAAGUACGAAUACAUAAUUUACGGUGUAUGUUUUCCUGUCUUUUUAUUGUAUGCGUGUUUCGAUGCAGGAAGGCAUGCAUUAGAAUUAAAAAGUUCAAGAGAUUAAAUGGAACCAAGUAUGGGGCGACUUUGAAUGAAAUACUCCAAUGCUUUUUAAUUUAAUUUGAAAAAUUGUCUGUGUCCUAAUCGAAACCAUUUUAAAAGCCAUAUAAAUUUUUCUUUGCAUUGAUAAAA